AUGGAAACUUUAAUUCCAGUUAUUAAUAAACUUCAGGAUGUCUUCAACACUGUUGGAUCGGAAACUAUUCAAUUACCACAAAUUGUCGUUAUCGGCAGCCAGAGUUCUGGCAAAAGUUCUGUGUUAGAAAGUCUUGUUGGUCGAGAUUUUCUUCCAAGAGGUUCUGGCAUUGUUACACGGAGGCCUCUUGUUUUGCAACUCAUACAUAUUAGUAAGACAGAGAUAGAAAACCGAAAACAAGAAUCGGGAGAUGGUGAGACAUUAGAUGAAUGGGGUAAAUUUUUACAUACAAAGAAUAAACUCUACACAGACUUUGAAGAUAUACGUCAAGAAAUUGAAAAAGAAACUGAAAGAAUGACUGGAAACAACAAGGGUAUCUCUGCCGAUCCUAUCAAUCUGAAGAUUUACUCACAAAAUGUUGUGAAUCUAACUCUUGUGGAUUUGCCAGGAAUCACAAAAGUGCCAGUUGGAGAUCAACCUGAAGACAUUGAACAACAGAUUAAAGAACUGUGUGCAAAGUACAUAUCAAAUCCUAACUCUAUUAUUCUCUCUGUGACUGCUGCAAAUACAGAUAUGGCUACUUCAGAGUCCCUUGCUCUUGCUCGGGAGGUUGAUCCUGAAGGUCGACGCACACUGGCUGUAGUAACUAAACUUGAUUUGAUGGAUGCUGGUACUGAUGCUAUGGAAGUUCUGUGUGGUCAUGUCAUUCCUGUCAAACUAGGCAUCAUUGGUGUGGUCAAUCGAAGCCAAGCUGAUAUCAAUGUUAAAAAGUCAAUGGCUGAUUGUUUGAAAGAUGAAGCCUCCUUUCUUCAACGCAAAUAUCCUUCAAUAGCUAAUAGAAAUGGCUCACCACAUUUGGCUAAAACACUUAAUAGGUUACUGAUGCAUCAUAUUCGUGAUUGUUUACCAGAGUUGAAAACAAGAGUAAAUGUUUUAAUUGCCCAAUUCCAAAGCUUACUUAGCUCUUUUGGGGAACCUGUUGAAGACAAAGGACAGUUGCUACUUCAAAUCAUCACAAGAUUUGCUGCUGCCUAUUGCAAUACCAUUGAAGGCACAGCUAAAAACAUUGAAACAACAGAGCUUUGUGGUGGUGCUAGAAUCUGUUACAUUUUUCAUGAAACUUUUGGUCGCACCCUUGAAUCUGUUGAUCCCCUUGGUGGCCUCACUACUCUAGAUGUACUUACUGCCAUAAGGAAUGCUACAGGUCCACGGCCAUCACUGUUUGUUCCAGAAAUAUCAUUUGAACUGUUAGUUAAACGCCAGAUCCGCCGCUUAGAAGAACCUAGUUUACGUUGUGUAGAACUGGUACAUGAAGAGAUGCAAAGAAUCAUUCAACACUGUGGUACUCAGCAAGAAAUGUUAAGAUUUCCAAAACUCCAUGAGCGAAUUGUAGAUGUAGUUACUCAGCUUCUUCGUCGGCGCCUACCACCCACAAAUUCUAUGGUAGAGAAUUUAGUGUCUAUUGAAUUAGCAUAUAUCAACACAAAGCAUCCGGAUUUUGCUGAAGCUCAUUCAGUGCACAAAACAGCUGUUGAAGAUACUCAGGAGCGUAGAAUGGUGGCCAAGGAAGGAACUCCAGCCAAAGUACCUCUCCCUGAAGUUCUAGACAAUAAAGAAAAUAAGGUAAUGCCCCUUCCCGCCAACAACGGCACACGCUGGAUCUCUUCAUGGGUGAAGAGCAACCGGAUAGAAAUGCUGGUGGCAGACGAAAGUGCUGAACGAGGCACUGCAGCAUCACGGCCCAGUAGCGCUCCAGGUAGUGCUGUGCAGUCACCUGUGCACCAGAAGAAAGGGCUGAAUCUCCUGCCCGAGGUGCCAACUCAGACUCCAAUGAGAAAGUUAUCAGCACGUGAACAGCGAGACUGUAAUGUUAUAGAGCGCUUAAUCAAAGCAUACUUUUUGAUUGUACGUAAGGGCAUUCAGGACAGUGUGCCAAAGGCCAUCAUGCAUUUUCUGGUCAAUUAUGUUAAGGACAAUCUGCAAAGUGAACUGGUCAGCCAACUUUACAAAAAAGAGGAGAUCAGUAUGCUUCUAGAUGAAUCUGAACAUAUUGCAGCACGGAGAAAAGAGGGACAUGAAAUGCUACAGGCUCUACAACGUGCCAGUCACAUCAUAGGCGAAAUACGUGAAAUCCAUUUAUGGUGA
Molecule: messenger RNA, 2145 nt
Organism: Acanthosepion pharaonis
Lineage: Eukaryota; Metazoa; Mollusca; Cephalopoda; Sepiida; Sepiidae
Source: the annotation of a GenBank genome assembly